Parus major (Great Tit) is the source of this 1973-nucleotide messenger RNA. RefSeq names its product leucine rich repeats and calponin homology domain containing 4 (gene LRCH4). NCBI's taxonomy places the organism in Eukaryota, Metazoa, Chordata, Aves, Passeriformes, Paridae. The transcript is spliced from 17 exons. The record is from RefSeq and is a predicted model, not a curated record. Bases 396 to 1862 code for a protein of 488 amino acids. Gene Ontology annotation, molecular function: protein binding.
CUGCUUGGCUACACGUCAAUCUCGGGCGCUGCUCCCGCCUCCUCGAUUUCGACUGGCUGAUGCCACCAAAAUUUUCGUGGCCGUCACCAGACAACGAGUUUCUCCUUCGCGCUCUCGAUUGGUGGAGAUUUUGUUUUAGCUGAGAUUGGCCGCAGUUAGGCAGAACAUGCCCUCAAUCUCUUGAUAACGAUGGGUCAAAUUCCCCAUCAAUCAAAGAGCAAACUUCCGCCCUUCUCCCGGCGCUGUCCCCGGUCGUCCCGUCCGAUUCGCCUCCUCCCCGCGCGCGCUCGUUCUGAUUGGCUGCCGCUCUGGCCCUGCCCCUGUGGCGGGGUCCGGAAGCGUCUGGGGCUCAGUCGCGCAGCGGCGGCCGCGGUGAGCGGAGCUCUAGGGCCGCCAUGGCCGCGGGGGCAGUGGGGGCUGUCACGGCUGAGCUGCCGCCGCCGCUGGGCCGCCUUCCCGGAGGAGCCGGCACUGAGCGCGCCCUGGAAGAAGCAGAGGCCUCCGGCACCCUCAGUCUGGCCGGCCGGCGGCUUCGCGCCUUCCCGGCGGCGCGGCGCUGGGACCUCAGCGACACCACACAGGCCGACCUGUCCCGGAACCGUUUCGGGGAGGUGCCAGAGGCCGCCUGCCGCCUGGUCUCGCUGGAGGGGCUCAGCCUGUACCACAACUGCCUGCGCAGCGUCCCCCCGGCCAUCGCCAACCUGCAGGCCCUGGCACACCUGGACCUCAGCCGCAACCAGCUGAGUUCUCUGCCCGCCUGCCUCUGCCUCCUACCCCUGCGCGUCCUCAACGCCAGCAACAACCGCCUGGCCCAGCUGCCCCCGAACCUCGGCGCCCUGCGCACGCUGCGGCAGCUGGACGUCGGCUGUAACCGGCUGCGGGCGCUGCCGCCGGGGCUGGGGCAGCUGCGGGCGCUGCGGGACCUCAACGUGCGGCGGAACCAGCUGGCAGCGCUGCCCGAGGAGCUCUCGGAAUUGCCCCUGGUGCGGCUGGAUUUCUCCUGCAAUCGGGUAGUCGCAAUUCCGCGCUGUUUCCGGCGGCUCCGGCACCUCCAAAUCCUACUGGCAGACAACAAUCCCCUCCAGUUCCCCCCCGCCCAGAUCUGCCUGAAGGGCAAAGUCCACAUCUUCAAGUACCUGGAAGCUGAGGCUGCCCCUCAUCCUCCCCCAGCAUGCCCCCCGGACGAGUUGUGUCCCCUCCGGCAGCGGGGGGGGCUGGACUCCGGCUUCCACAGCGUGGACAGCGGCAGCAAGCGCUGGUCAGGGAAUGAGUCCAUGGAUGAGUCCUUGGAGCUAUCCCGGCAGCAUAGGGAGACACGCAGCGGGGCAGCUGGUGACAGUGACCCGGAGCAGCUGGAGGAGGAGCCCUCACCUGAGGAGCAGCAGAGCCAGACCCCAAGAGGUGGCACCCCUGAGGGUAUCAGGGUGGUCCCCACUUCCCAGCGACGCGCCAAGAAUCUGGAGAUGUGGAUGGAGAGAGAAAGGGAGAGGAGUCGGGACAGGACCGUCCCGCAGAGACCCCCCCAGAUGCGGCCGCCGACGCUGGAACCUGAUGGAGCCCCUGGUGCUCCCUCCAGUCCCCCAAAACGCAGCACCUACCUCAGCCCCUGCUCCUCUUCUUCCCGAAGUGCCACCAAACCAGCCGCCCUGGAGGCCGACCAGCGGGAGCUGAUUGCUGAGGUGCGCCAGAGCCUCGAGGCGCUACUGCAGCUGCAGCUCCCGGACGAGUUGGGGGAUUCGGAGCUGUUGGGCCGUGUCGCCGCCCGGCUGCGCCCCUGGGCUGUCCCUUUCUCCCCGCCAGAGCCCCUCCAGAACCCGACGGACGCCGCAGCCGCUCCCCUGCCACCACUCAGGGGGAACUGAGGUGAAGCCCCUGCACCCCCGGCGCACCCCCCCCAGGCUGCUCUUCGCUCUCUUCUAUGGCCUCCUCAUGGCGCUGCUUGUGGCCGCCCACCGCGCGCUCUUUGGCUGCUG